Messenger RNA from Bolinopsis microptera, 1666 nucleotides. RefSeq names its product GPI mannosyltransferase 1-like. Gene Ontology annotation, biological process: GPI anchor biosynthetic process. Lineage: Eukaryota; Metazoa; Ctenophora; Tentaculata; Lobata; Bolinopsidae. The record is from RefSeq and is a predicted model, not a curated record. Gene Ontology annotation, molecular function: GPI mannosyltransferase activity; alpha-1,4-mannosyltransferase activity. Gene Ontology annotation, cellular component: membrane; glycosylphosphatidylinositol-mannosyltransferase I complex. The coding region runs from base 6 to 1184 and encodes 392 amino acids. The transcript is spliced from 2 exons.
UAGUGAUGGUAACCCUGUCCCUGUCCCGUCUCGUCUCCUUCUCCCUCUUCAUAAGAGUGUGUCUGGUCUUGUACGGGGAGAUCCACGACUCUCACUCCUUGUUACAGUACACAGAUGUGGAUUACAAGGUGUUUAGUGACGCCGCGCGACACGUGCGCUCGGGGGCUUCACCUUACCAACGCCUUACCUACAGAUAUACACCGCUGCUGGCAGUCCUGCUGCAGCCCAACACGAUCCUGUCCUGUUUCGGUAAGCUGCUCUUCACUGCCGGAGAUCUGGUUAUUGGAUAUCUCCUCUACAAGAUAUUAUCUAGUAGCGGACACGCCCACAACACCUGUAUCACAGGCUCAGCCCUCUGGCUCCUGAACCCCAUUUCAGCGGGGGUAUCCACCCGAGGUAAUGCGGAGUCACUGCUGGGUGUUGUGGUUCUGUUCGCACUUUAUGCUGUGAAACAGAACCGACCUGUUUCUGCAGGGGUUGCACUGUCGUUAGCCGUACAUCUCAAGAUUUACCCCAUAAUAUAUUCCCUUCCUUUGUAUUUGUAUCUCGCGUACUGUGUCCCGGGCCAUCAUUCCUUUUUUAACAGCAGAACUAUUCGAUUUGUUGCGUCAUUUGUUGCGGUACAAGCUGUCUUUUUGUCGACAUUUUACUAUUUGUACGGCUACGACUUUAUCUAUGAGAGCUUUCUUUACCACCUAGUGAGGACAGAUACUCGCCACAACUUCUCACCCUAUUUCUACCUACUGUAUCUGACCAAAUACGCUCCUAUUGGUCAACUCACCAGCUUGAUUCGGUUCCUCUGUUUUCUCCCCCAAGCUGCCCUCUCAUCACUGUUUGCGAUAAAGCAAUAUGCUAAUCUCGAGUUGUGUUUGACCCUGCAGACCGUGUCUUUUGUAAUGUUCAACAAAGUUUCCACAUCUCAGUACUUUUUGUGGUACUUAUGGCUGCUGCCCUUACUCUACCCCUGUCUGAACCUGAGUCUAGUCAGAGCCUGUUCUCUUGUUGGUGUCUGGUUUGCUGGACAGGGACUGUGGUUGUUAACCGGCUUUCUGGUGGAGUUUGAGUGUGCCAACUAUUUUCUGCUCAUGCACUUUGCGUCUUUGUUCUUUUUGUUGUCGCAGUCUUGGAUUGUUUGUUCUUUGAUUCGGUCAUCUCGAACUGUGACUCCUAAGAAAAUGGACUGACAAUAUUAUGUUUAAUGUCAGAUUGACAUUAUGGACUAAUUUCAUUUUUUCUUUAGUCCAACCAGACGCCACAUAGCAUAGUGACUAGUAAGAGCUCAAUUAGACAUCAAUAGCAGCUCUACCUUUACAGCUUUAAAAAUAUAGAUCAAGUAUUUAUCUCUUUCACUCCUUACCAACCGCUAAUGAUAACGCUACAGCGCAUUGUCUGAAUUCCUGUACAGAAGUUUUCUUUGAUAUAUUUAUGUAAAAUGUGUGCACUCUCGCCGUUAUUACCUUAGAGUUACUGAACUUUGUUGCGAUAUUGUUUGAAGAAUGUAACUUGGUGUUGGACACCAGAGAACUUCACAUAGAAGUUAUCAUGUAGGAAUUGUUCCAAAAUGGUGAUAUCUGUAACACAAUAGCUGUUGUGAUAUAUAAUGAUAUUGUUUGUACCAUUUCGAAGUUGUAUUUCUCAAAUAUGUUUACGUUUUACUGCAACAUAC